AGGCACAUUGCUACUCAACACCUGCUUUCUUUGAGGAAAAGAUUAAAGAAGAAACAAAGUCACAGAAAAAUCUUUCCAGAAGUGCUCAGGGAAUAGUCAUGGAGGAGUUCUGCAACUCUACUUUUUGGAAUUCCUCAUUCCUGGAUAGACCAGAAGCGGACCUGCCACUAUGCUUUGAACAAACUGUUCUUGUGUGGAUUCCCUUGGGCUUUCUUUGGCUUUUGGCCCCUUGGCAGCUUUUCCAUGUUUAUAGAUCCAGAACCAAGAGAUCUUCUAUAACUAAAUUCUACCUUGCUAAGCAGGUGCUCGUUGGGUUUCUUCUUAUUUUAGCAGCCAUAGACUUGUCCCUUGCACUCACAGAAGACACUGGACAAGCCACAAUACCUCCUAUUAGAUACACUAAUCCAAUCCUCUACCUAUGCACAUGGCUCCUGGUUUUGGUGAUCCAGCACAGCAGGCAAUGGUGUCUGCAGAAGAACUCUUGGUUCCUGACUCUAUUCUGGAUUCUCUCAAUACUCUGUGGCACUUUCCAGUUUCAGACUCUGAUUCGGGCACUCCUACAGGACAGCAAGUCUAAUCUGGCCUAUUCCUGUCUGUUCUUCAUCUCUUAUGGAUUCCAGAUCCUCAUCCUGAUCCUUUCAGCCUUUUCAGAAAGAAGUGGCUCAUCAAAUAAUCCAUCAUCCACGGCUUCAUUUCUGAGUAGCAUUACCUAUAGUUGGUAUGACAGCGUUGUUCUGAAAGGUUACAAGCAACCACUGACAAUAGAAGAUAUCUGGGAUGUUGAUGAAGGGCUUAAAACAGAGAUAGUAGUGAGCAAAUUUGAAGUUUUCAUGGCAAAAGACCUGCAGAAAGCCAAGCGUGCUCUUGAGAAACGGCGGCAGAAGAAAGCCCAGCAGAACCCAGAAGCCACACUACAUGGUUUGAACAAGAGCCAGAGUCAAAGUCAAGAUGUUCUUGUCCUGGAAGAAGCUAAGAAGAAGAAAAAGAAGUCUGGAACCAAGGAAGACUUUCCCAAAUCCUGGUUGGUCAAGGCCCUCUUCAAAACUUUCUACAUGGUGCUCCUGAAGUCGUUCAUACUGAAAUUAGUGCAUGAUAUCCUCUUGUUUCUGAAUCCUCAGCUGCUUAAAGUUCUCAUUGCCUUUGUAAGCAACUCGGACACAUAUGAGUGGGCUGGAUAUAUCUUUGCGAUUAUCAUGUUUGCUGUGAGUCUUAUCCAAUCUUUCUGCCUUCAAUAUUAUUUUCAAUUGUGCUUCAUAUUGGGAAUGACUGUACGGACAACCGUCAUGGCUUCUGUAUAUAAGAAGGCACUGACCCUCUCUAACUUGGCCAGGAGGCAGUACACCAUUGGAGAAACAGUGAACCUGAUGUCUGUGGAUGCCCAGAAGCUAAUGAAUGUAACCAACUUCAUGCACUUGGUGUGGUCAAGUGUUAUACAGAUUGUCUUAUCCAUCUACUUCCUAUGGAGAGAGUUGGGACCUUCAGUCUUAGCAGGUGUUGGGAUGAUGGUUCUCCUAGUCCCAGUUAAUGGAGUACUGGCCACCAAAAACAAGAAUAUUCAGUUCAAAAAUAUGAAGUAUAAAGACAGACGUUUAAAAAUCAUGAAUGAGAUUCUCAAUGGAAUUAAGAUCCUGAAAUAUUUUGCCUGGGAACCUUCAUUCAAAGACCAAGUCCAAAACCUUCGGAAGAAAGAGCUCAAGAACUUGCUGGUAUAUGGCCAGCUGCAGACUGUGAUUACAUUCAUCUUACAGUUAACUCCAGUCCUGGUGUCUGUGAUCACAUUUUCUGUUUAUGUCCUGGUGGAUAGCAACAAUAUUUUGGAUGCAGAAAAGGCUUUCACCUCCAUAACCCUCUUCAAUAUCUUACGUUUUCCCCUCGGCAUGCUUCCCAUGGUGAUCUCUGCCAUGCUCCAGGCCAGUGUUUCCAUAGACCGCCUGGAGAAGUAUUUGGGAGGGGAUGACUUGGACACAUCUGCCAUUCGCCAUGUCUGCAGUUUUGAUAAAGCUGUGCAGUUUUCUGAGGCCUCUUUUACCUGGGACCAAGACUUGGAAGCCACAAUCCAAGAUGUCAACCUGGACAUAAUGCCAGGCCAGUUGGUAGCUGUAGUGGGCACUGUGGGCUCUGGGAAAUCCUCUUUGAUAUCAGCCAUGCUGGGAGAAAUGGAAAAUGUCCGUGGGCACAUCACCAUCAAGGGUACCACAGCCUAUGUCCCUCAACAGUCCUGGAUUCAGAAUGGGACCAUAAAAGACAAUAUCCUUUUUGGAUCAGAAUUGAAUGAAGAGAAGUACCAGCAAGUUCUUGAGGCUUGUGCUCUUCUCCCAGACUUGGAAAUGUUGCCUGGAGGAGACUUGGCUGAGAUUGGAGAGAAGGGUAUAAAUCUCAGUGGUGGUCAAAAGCAGCGAGUCAGCCUGGCCAGAGCUGUCUAUCAAAACUCAGACAUCUAUAUUCUAGAUGACCCUCUGUCAGCUGUGGAUGCUCAUGUAGGAAAACACAUUUUCAAUAAGGUCGUGGGCCCCAAUGGCCUGUUGAAAGGCAAGACUCGAAUCUUGGUUACACAUGGCAUUCACUUUCUUCCCCAAGUGGAUGAGAUUGUUGUUCUAGAGAAUGGCAGCAUCUUAGAGAAAGGAUCCUAUCAUGAUCUGAUGGCCAAGAAAGGAGUGUUUGCUAAGAAUCUGAAGACAUACAUGAAACGUUCAAGUCCUGAAGGAGAGGCCACAGUCAAUGACGACAGUGAGGAAGAAGAUGACUGUGGGUUGAUACCAACUGUGGAGGAAAUCCCUGAGGAUGCAGCUUCUUUGACUAUGAAAAGAGAGAAUAGCCUUCACAGAACACUGAGCCGCAGUUCUAGGUCCAGUAGCAGGCAUGUGAAGUCCCUGAAAAACUCCUUGAAAAUUAAGAAUGUGAAUACUUUGAAGGAGAAGGAAGAACCAGUAAAAGGACAAAAACUGAUUAAGAAGGAAUUCAUGGAAACCGGAAAGGUGAAGUUCUCCAUCUACCUGAAAUAUCUACAAGCAGUAGGAUGGUGUUCGAUAUUCUUCAUUAUCCUUGCCACCAUGAUGAAUUCGGUUGCUUUUAUUGGAUCCAACCUCUGGCUGAGUGCUUGGACCAGUGACUCUCAAGUCUUCAAUGGAAGCACCUAUCCAGUUUCUCAGAGGGAUAUGAGAAUUGGGGUCUUUGGAGCUCUGGGAUUGGCACAAGGUUUAUUUGUGUUUAUUGCAACUCUCUGGAGCACAUAUGCUUGCACCCAUGCAUCAAAAACUUUGCACAGGCAACUGCUAAACAACAUCCUUCGGGCACCCAUGAGUUUUUUUGACACAACUCCCACAGGCCGGAUUGUGAACAGGUUUGCUGGUGAUAUUUCCACUGUGGAUGACAUGCUCCCUCAGUCCUUGCGAAGCUGGCUUAUGUGUUUAUUUGGCAUAAUUAGCACUCUCGUGAUAAUCUGCUUGGCCACCCCUGUCUUUGCCAUCAUCAUCAUUCCCCUUGGCAUUAUUUAUGUGUCUGUUCAGGUGUUUUAUAUGGCUACUUCCCGCCAGCUGAGACGUUUGGAUUCUGUCACCAGGUCCCCAAUCUACUCUCACUUCAGUGAGACUGUUUCAGGGUUGCCUGUUAUCCGUGCCUUUGAGCAACAGCAGCGAUUUUUAGCACUCAGUCAUCUGGGGAUUGACACCAAUCAGAAAUGUGUCUUUUCCUGGAUUUUCUCCAACAGGUGGCUUGCAAUUCGCCUGGAACUGGUUGGAAACCUGGUUAUCUUCUGUUCAGCCUUGCUUCUGGUUAUUUAUAAAAAUACCCUAAGUGGGGACAUGGUGGGCUUUGUUCUGUCCAAUGCCCUCAAUAUCACACAAACCCUGAACUGGCUAGUGAGGAUGACUUCAGAAACAGAAACCAACAUUGUGGCUGUUGAGCGAAUAAAUGAAUACAUAAAUGUGAAAAAUGAGGCACCCUGGGUGACUGAUAAGAGGCCUCCAUCAAAUUGGCCAAGCAAAGGUGAGAUCCAGUUUAACAACUAUCAAGUACGGUACCGACCUGAGCUGGAUCUGGUACUAAAAGGGAUCACUUGUGACAUCAAGAGCUCUGAGAAGAUUGGUGUGGUGGGCAGAACUGGAGCUGGGAAGUCAUCCCUGACAAACUGCCUCUUUAGAAUCUUGGAGUCUGCAGGUGGCCAGAUCAUCAUUGAUGGAGUAGAUAUUGCUUCCAUUGGUCUACAUGACCUUCGAGGGAAACUGACCAUCAUUCCCCAGGACCCCAUCCUGUUCUCUGGAAGUCUGAGGAUGAAUCUAGACCCUUUCAACAACCACUCAGAUGAGGAGAUUUGGAAAGCCCUGGAAUUGGCUCAUCUCAAAUCCUUCGUGGCUGGCCUGCAACUUGGGUUGUCCUAUGAAGUGACAGAGGGUGGUGACAACCUGAGCAUAGGGCAGAGGCAGCUCCUGUGCCUGGGCAGGGCUGUGCUUCGGAAAUCCAAAAUUCUGGUCCUGGAUGAGGCCACGGCUGCAGUGGACCUAGAGACAGAUCACCUUAUCCAGACGACCAUCCGAAAUGAGUUCUCCCACUGCACAGUCAUCACUAUUGCCCACAGGCUACACACCAUCAUGGACAGUGACAAGAUAAUGGUCCUGGACAAUGGGAAGAUCGUAGAGUAUGGCAGUCCUGGAGAACUGCUGUCAAACUCAGGCCCCUUUUAUUUUAUGGCCAAGGAAGCUGGCAUUGAGAAUGCAAAUGUGAACACAGAACUCUAGCAGCAAGUUCCAUGGGUUAGAGAAGGACUGUAAGAAUCAUUCAUUAUUUACUUUAAAAAAAUAACUAUAUCAGGUACAAUUACACACACACACACACACACACACACACUUACGUGUCUGUGUGUGUGUGUGUGUGUUUGUUUAAUGUAUAUUUUCCACGUUACCCAGACUGACCUCAAACUCUCAGGCUCAAGCAAUCAUCCCAUUUCAGCCUCCCCUCAAAAUACACAUUUUAAAGAAGAAUGAUAUGAAUGCCCGUGUACCCACUACUCUAGACUAAGAAAAUGAAUAUUACCAGGUACCUUAGAAAAUCCUCAGUUGGGCUGGGGAGAUGGCUCAUUCAGUAAAGCACCUGCCUUGAAAGCAUGACGAGUUGAAUUUGAUUCCCAGAACCCAUGUUAAAAAAGAACAAGCUAGGGAUGGUGGUAUAUGUUUAUGAUUUAUUGGGGAGGCAGAGACAGGGAGAUACCUGGGGCUCCCUGGCUAGCUAGCCUAGCCUACUUGGCAAACUCCAGGCCACCAGUGAGAGACUGUCUCAAAAACAAGGUGCACAGUGCCUAAGGAAUAACACCCAAGAUUGACUUCUCACCUACACACACACACAUACAAAUAUACACAAAUACACACACAUGUAUACACAUACACAUAUGUACCUCCUACACAAACAUGCACAUACACAGAUAAAAGACAGAAAACCUUCAGUUGCUCUGUCUUGAUCAUAACUCCUUGCUACCCUCUACUCCAGACAUUACUGUUACCCUAAAUGUCAUAAUUCCUUUGCCUGCCAAUUCAUUUUUACCACCUUUUGUGUUUAAGCAAUGUAUGCCAUUUUGUCUUAAUGUAAAUGGACUUGUAUUACAUGUAUUCUAUGACUUCAUUCUUUUGUUCAAUAAUAUACUUGAGAUUAAUCCACACUAAUGUAAAUAGUGACAUUCAUUCGUUUCACUGCUCUUUGUUAACACAGCAUGGUGUGAACAUAUCACAGUUUAUCCAUUUAAAUACUGGUAAGCAUUAGGGUUAUUUCCAGGGACUUUUCCUUUUCUAUUAUGAACAUUGUUUUUAUGAACAUUCUGAUUCACAUCUCCUGGGAUACAUGUAUUUGAAUUUCUCUGGUCUAAUUCUAACAUUGAAGGUAUAAACAUGCUUACAUGCACCUUUGAUAGUACCAGACCAGGAGUGCCAAUGUAAAUAUGAAUGAAUUAAUAUCACAUUUAGGGUUUUAAUCUGCAUUUCCCUGGUGUCUGUGGAAAUUUAAUACCUUUUCAUGUUUCUGGGACAUUUGAGUUUAUUGUAUAGUUUUCUAAAUGUUGUCAUAGUUUCAA
Messenger RNA from Nannospalax galili (Upper Galilee mountains blind mole rat), 6055 nucleotides. RefSeq names its product ATP binding cassette subfamily C member 2 (gene Abcc2). The coding region runs from base 99 to 4733 and encodes 1544 amino acids. NCBI's taxonomy places the organism in Eukaryota, Metazoa, Chordata, Mammalia, Rodentia, Spalacidae. The transcript has 32 exons. Gene Ontology annotation, biological process: transmembrane transport. Gene Ontology annotation, molecular function: ATP binding; ATP hydrolysis activity; ABC-type transporter activity. The record is from RefSeq and is a predicted model, not a curated record. Gene Ontology annotation, cellular component: apical plasma membrane.